UCCACGGCUUCGCUCCGCCUGCGUCGUCGGCCCGGAGCCCCGGAGCCACACCAGACCAGACCAGCCCCUUGGAUGGCCUUAGCGAAUGGCACAGCCCACGGUUUCGCUACCACCACCUCCUCCUCCUGCUUAUAGUCGCGUGCCGCCGCGCCUGUCCCUCCCCCAUCGCUGCCGCUCCCCUUUCUUCUUCCUCCUCCCACCGCGUCCUUAUCGCUACCUUCUUUCUCCAAUUCCUCGCCGCUGCUGCCAAAAGAUCGCUUUUUUCGUGGGGCUAUUCAGUUGCUGCCGCCCAGUUGGUACGGUGAGUGAUCCAUGGAGGUGAUUGCUGGGGGAGUGGGGGUGCCGGAGCCCGCCGCCACGGCGGCGGCCGCGGCCGGGGAGCGCGCGGCCAAGCGGCGGCGGGUCGCCGGCGCGGAGCCGGCGCCGGCGGGGGCGACGCGGGCCGGAGGAGCGGUGGCGCGGCGCGGGAGGCGGCGGCGCGUGCAGGCGGACGCGGACGCCGCCGCCGUGCAGCGCCUCUUCCAGGCAUGCCGGGGCGUGUUCAGGGGCCUCGGCACCGUGCCCAUGCCCGACGAGGUCCGGCUGCUCCGCGCCAUGCUCGACAGCAUGAAGCCGGAGGAUGUCGGCCUAAGCCCGGAUCUCAAGUUCUUCAGGACUAGAGAUGCUGCUCAAGGAACCACCCCCACAAUUACACACACGACAAUAUACAAAUGCCCAAAUUUCUCGAUGGUUAUCUUAUUUUUGCCGCGGAAUGCGGUCAUCCCUCUCCACAAUCACCCUGGAAUGACGGUGUUCAGCAAGCUGCUCCUCGGGUCCAUGCAUAUAAAGUCAUAUGACUGGGUUGAUCCUGAUUCUGCAGAUCCCUCAGUGACCAGCUGUUCAUCGCAAGCUGAUGAUCAAUUGAGAUUGGCAAAACUGGUAGUCGAUGAUGUUUUUACGGCGCCGUGUGACACCUCAGUACUGUAUCCGACGACUGGAGGAAACAUGCAUCGAUUUACUGCCAUUGCGCCUUGCGCAAUCCUCGACAUUCUUGGCCCCCCGUACUCCAUAGAAGAGGACAGGGAUUGCACAUACUACAGCGAUAUUCCGUAUGCGCAACAUUCGACGGCAGACAGCACCAGUGACCUCAACAACGUUGAGCAAGAUCAAGGCUGUUUGGCAUGGCUGAAGGAGAUUGACAUGCCGAGGGAGCUGAAGAUGUGCAGUGUCCACUACGGCGGCCCCCCAAUCUGUGACAAGUGACCGCUGGCCUUCGGCGUGAACGAAGGCCUGCUCGAUCUCUCCUGUAGUCCUGUUGUAGUUGUCCUGUACCUAACUGAAUGAUGUGCAAUUGAUCUUGGCUGGAUUGGAUCGUCGACUCUUGUCGUCUAACCUUGUGAAUAGCACUAGCAGCAAGCCAUAAGCCUUGACAGACUGACUCCCACCAGCUGGCAAGAAAUAGAAUGCUUGCUUGCUUGCGUGCGCGCGGCGUUGUUGUUGUUGUUAGAUGUUUUCUCGGUCUUUAUUUCUUUCUUCUUUUUUUAAAGAAAAUGUAUGCUUCCUGUUUUUGGUUAUCCAUAGUUUUCAUUCCAUUUCUAUC
Molecule: messenger RNA, 1579 nt
Organism: Panicum virgatum (switchgrass)
Lineage: Eukaryota; Viridiplantae; Streptophyta; Magnoliopsida; Poales; Poaceae
Product: plant cysteine oxidase 2-like
Exons: 5
Coding region: 313-1242 (309 amino acids)
Molecular function (GO): oxidoreductase activity, acting on single donors with incorporation of molecular oxygen, incorporation of two atoms of oxygen
Source: RefSeq, a predicted model, not a curated record